Molecule: messenger RNA, 843 nt
Organism: Phycomyces blakesleeanus NRRL 1555(-)
Lineage: Eukaryota; Fungi; Mucoromycota; Mucoromycetes; Mucorales; Phycomycetaceae
Exons: 7
Coding region: 1-843 (280 amino acids)
Source: RefSeq, a predicted model, not a curated record
AUGUCCGAUCGUUUCAAGAUGUAUGUUUCUAUUCUAUUUUCCAAAACAUCAAUAAUAUAUAUUCUGGAUAGUAGUUCAAGUACAGAGAACUAUCUAUAUAUCGACAUAAGCCAUCAAUACUACCAGCCGAAUCAGAAUCACAAACCCGAUUUUCGGGUAAUUGAGCUCAGCCAAGCAAGGUCAGGGAGCUUGGAUGCAUUCAGGUACCCAACAACUCUAAUAUACGCAAGCUUUGACCUUGGAACAGUCAAAGAAGCGGUAUAUAAUCUCGCGGCAAAAGUGGAUAACAUGGGACAGCGUAAGAAUACAUCCCUGAAUCAGACGACUAAGGGAACAAAUAAGAGGAUAUCGUAUUUUUUUAUCGUCAUUAUGAUCUCCACAAUUGUAAACUUCCUAAUUACACGGGGCUACAAAUCCCGCAGUAAUUAUACCCAAGAGACUGGAUCUAGCAGCAACAUUAAAUUCUUUGAGGGAGACAUUAUCAGCAGUGAUGUCAUACAAAAUGGUAUAUGUCCUUACACCCCAAGGUCAAUUAUUAUCGACAAGGAUGACAUGCUUAUUUUAAUAUCAUCUAUAAAUACGUGUGUUUCUUCUAACAGUGGUCGGCACAAAACACGCUGGCUUAAGGUGAACGGAGAUUUUCAGGAGAGCAUGUGUACAUUCUGGUUCGGGACAGGCAUCAAAACUCUAUUAAAGUAUGUUAUAAAAGGACAAGCCAAAAAAAGUGGCUGUUUUAAUGUUAAACGCAAGGUGAGAAAGGAAUAUAUUUACAGAAAUUAUAAUGCUCUCCCAAAUCGCUUGCCAAGUAAUGAAAUUCUUUUCCGAGCCCUUGAAAUACGUUAG